UUUAGUUGAAGAGAAAUGGGAUGAACGCUGUUUGUUAGUCAGUUAAUUUAUGUGACCUCGAAUAAUAACCUUGGCAGUUGGUGCCAGCUGUCUGUUGGGGGCAUCAACACUACGCUCCUUCCCCUCAACCAUCACCACCCCCAAACCAGUCAUCUCACUCGCCAACAACAACAACACCUCACUCACCUCUCACCACCUCCCCAGACAAACAAACCCUCACCCACCAUGCCUCCCCUCCCCCACCCCGAGCUCCCGCGGCUCAUAACCUACUACCAAACGCACCACACGCCCUCGGGCACUCCCAUCUCGAUCCUGCCCCUCCUCCAACAGCCCAACAUCACCCUCACGCACGUCAUCCUCGCGGCCAUCCACAUCAACGAGGACCCGGCCGCGCUCACGCUCAACGACCACCCGCCCUCGCACGAGCGCUUCACCACCCUCUGGGCCGAGCUGCGCGUGCUGCAGGCCAGCGGCGUCAAGGUGCUGGGCAUGCUGGGCGGCGCGGCGCCCGGCAGCUACGCGCGCCUGGACACGUCGGACGCCGCGGUGUUUGAGCGCUACUACGCGCCCGUGGCCGACCUGGUGCGGGCGCGCGCGCUGGAUGGGUUGGAUCUGGAUGUUGAGGAGCCCAUGUCCCUGGGGGGUGUGGUGCGGUUGAUUGAUCGGCUGCGGGCGGACUUUGGGCCCAAGUUUUUGAUUACGUUGGCCCCCGUGGCGUCGGCGCUGCUGGAGCCGCGCCGGAAUUUGAGCGGAUUUGAUUAUGGCGCGCUCGAGGGCCUGCGCGGGAAGGAGAUUGCGUGGUAUAAUGCGCAGUUUUACUGUGGUUGGGGUGACUGUAGCAACCCGGCCAUGUAUGAGAUGCUGCUGGCCAAGGGCUGGCCGCCCGAGAAGAUCGUCGUGGGGCUCGUCACCACCCCGCGCAACGGCGCUGGCUGGGUGCCGUGGAACAUGCUGGCCACUGUCCUGCCGCUGCUGGCGGGCCGGCACCCGCGCUUUGGCGGGGUCAUGGGGUGGGAGUAUUUCAACAGCCUGCCUGGCGGUGAGGAGAGGCCGUGGGAGUGGGCGCAGGCUAUGACUGCCUUGCUGCGGGGGAGGAGGACGGUGCCGGGCGUGGAAGGGCCGGAAGGGGGCACAAACUUGGAGGUGGAUCCUGAUGAUGGAGGUAGGGGGGCUGUGGUGCCGGUGCCCCAAGAAUUCCAGUAUCACUCCGACGGGGAAAAGCAGGACGAAUAGGUGCCGUCCUUUCCUCUGUUAUCCAAUAGUGAGUCACAAAGUCCCUCGGGACCUCCCGGAACCAUCGUUACUCGCUUGCGGCCAAGAGAGUCAAUGAAGCUAGAAGCAUCUUGCCACUCGCUUGUCGAGCCAUGUUUGAUCUCACCUCGAUCCGAACACCCUCGAUCAUCGAGCCUGCAGGGAGCCUGUGAGCUGUCACCUUGUGCAGGUCAGACCAACAGGCACACGCGCCAUUCGGACAGAGAUCGAAAGGGGGUGUGGGAGCGCUGGGGGGGUGCCAACCUCGCUCUUGUG
Molecule: messenger RNA, 1527 nt
Organism: Chaetomium fimeti
Lineage: Eukaryota; Fungi; Ascomycota; Sordariomycetes; Sordariales; Chaetomiaceae
Product: glycoside hydrolase family 18 protein
Exons: 1
Coding region: 226-1233 (335 amino acids)
Biological process (GO): carbohydrate metabolic process
Cellular component (GO): extracellular region
Molecular function (GO): chitinase activity
Source: RefSeq, a predicted model, not a curated record